This is a messenger RNA of Colletotrichum graminicola M1.001, 234 nucleotides long. Its product is annotated as heat shock factor binding protein 1. NCBI's taxonomy places the organism in Eukaryota, Fungi, Ascomycota, Sordariomycetes, Glomerellales, Glomerellaceae. Gene Ontology annotation, cellular component: cytosol; nucleus. The coding region runs from base 1 to 234 and encodes 77 amino acids. The transcript is spliced from 3 exons. Gene Ontology annotation, biological process: cellular heat acclimation. The record is from RefSeq and is a predicted model, not a curated record. Gene Ontology annotation, molecular function: transcription corepressor activity.
AUGGCCUCUAACAACCCCGACUCGAGCGCAACCCAAUCUGCCGUUUCGGAAGACCCCAAGGCGGACGUCAACGCCGCCGUCGAGGAGCUGCUCAACACCAUCUCCAACAAGUUCGCCGGAGUGUCCAGUGAGAUUUUCGCAAAGAUGGACGAGAUGUCCCGCCGCCUGGACAACCUGGAAGCGGCUCUGUUGGCCAACAAGGACAAGGAGGGCGGCCCGCCCAAGUCGUCUUAG